AUGGGAGGGUUAGUACUACUGGUAUGCAUGGUUGUGUCAUGGAUGUUCAUACAUAGAUGGAGUCAAAGAAACAAGAAAGGUCCCAAAACUUGGCCCUUUUUUGGAGCUGCCAUCGAACAAUUGAUGAACUAUGACAGGAUGCAUGAUUGGCUCGUCAAUUAUUUGUCCGAGUCAAAAACUGUCGUGGUUCCUAUGCCUUUCACAACUUACACUUACAUUGCUGAUCCUGCAAAUGUAGAACAUGUACUUAAGACCAACUUCAAUAAUUAUCCAAAGGGUGAAGUGUACCAUUCAUACAUGGAAGUGCUGCUUGGAGAUGGGAUAUUUAAUGUUGAUGGUGAGCCUUGGAAGAAACAAAGGAAAACUGCAAGCUUAGAGUUUGCAUCCAGAAAUUUAAGGGAAUUUAGCACCAAAGUUUUCAAGGAGUAUGCCUUGAAACUUUCAGCCAUUCUCAGUCAAGUAUCUAUACUUAACCAAGAAAUAGACAUGCAGGAACUGUUAAUGAGAAUGACUUUGGACUCCAUAUGUAAAGUUGGAUUUGGAGUGGAAAUUGGAACACUGUCUUCCAAUUUACCAAAGAAUAGUUUUGCUCAUGCAUUUGACACUGCAAAUAUCAUAGUAACACUUCGCUUCAUUGAUCCACUUUGGAAGAUUAAGAAAAUGCUAAGUAUAGGCUCCGAAGCACAACUUGAGAAGAGUAUCAAAGUCGUUGAUGACUUCACCUACUCAGUAAUUCGGAAAAGGAAGGCAGAGAUAGAAAAUGUCAAAAAAAGUGGGCAACAAAAUCAGAUGAAGCAUGAUAUAUUAUCAAGAUUCAUAGAACUAGGAGAAAGCAAUGCAACAGACAAGAGUUUGAGAGAUAUUGUGUUGAACUUUGUGAUUGCUGGUCGAGACACAACUGCAACGACCCUAUCAUGGGCCAUAUACAUGGUAAUGACACAUGCUCAUGUUGCUGACAAACUUUACCUGGAGCUGAAAAAUUUUGAGGAGAAUAGUGCAAAAGAAGAGAACAUUUCCUUGCCUCAAUGUGACAAAGAAGACUCUGAAUCAUUCAAUCAAAGAGUAGAGCAAUUUUCAAGGUUAUUGAAUAAAGAUUCACUAGAGAGAUUGCACUAUCUGCAUGCUGUCAUAACGGAGACCCUAAGAUUGUAUCCAGCAGUUCCUCAGGAUCCGAAGGGCAUAUUAGAGGAUGAUGUAUUGCCAGAUGGAACCAAAGUAAAGGCAGGGGGUAUGGUCACUUAUGUGCCAUACUCUAUGGGAAGGAUGGAGUAUAAUUGGGGUCCUGAUGCACCUUCAUUUGUCCCUGAGAGAUGGUUCAAAGAUGGUGUUCUCAAAAAUGAAUCUCCAUUCAAAUUCACUGCUUUUCAGGCAGGUCCUAGGAUAUGCCUUGGCAAGGACUCUGCAUAUCUACAGAUGAGGAUGGUGCUAGCUAUUUUGUGCAGAUUCUACAAGUUCAACUUGGUGUCAGGUCACAUUGUGAAAUAUAGGAUGAUGACAAUAUUAUCAAUGGCACAUGGCUUGAAGGUUACCAUAGAACAACGUUCAUGA
Messenger RNA from Sphenostylis stenocarpa, 1548 nucleotides. NCBI's taxonomy places the organism in Eukaryota, Viridiplantae, Streptophyta, Magnoliopsida, Fabales, Fabaceae. The record is from the annotation of a GenBank genome assembly.